Messenger RNA from Larimichthys crocea (large yellow croaker), 2016 nucleotides. It is a transcript of the gene crtac1a, whose product is annotated as cartilage acidic protein 1a. Lineage: Eukaryota; Metazoa; Chordata; Actinopteri; Sciaenidae. Gene Ontology annotation, biological process: axonal fasciculation. The coding region runs from base 130 to 1770 and encodes 546 amino acids. The transcript has 14 exons. The record is from RefSeq and is a predicted model, not a curated record.
CACGUUACACAAGCAGUUUCGUAAACAUUUCAAAGCAUAAACCGUGUAAGGUGGCGAGCCAGGUAAUAUACCAAACGACGUCAGAUCAUCUCCAUCACUGCAGACUGAUAGAGCUGUCAGGUCAAAGUGAUGUGGGGCUCAUAUGUGUUGCUUCUUCUGGUCGGGCUCUGGCAUUCCCACGCCCAGAGCUCUAAGCCCAUGCUUCAGGUAGUAACACAGACAAUGCUUCCUCCCGAUAGUCUGCACAAUCCCACACAACUCAAUUAUGGGAUGGCAGUAACAGACGUGGAUGGUGACGGUGAUCUGGAGGUGGUUGUGGCCGGGUAUAAUGGGCCUAACCUGGUGCUGAAGUAUGAUCGCAAUAAAAACAGGCUGGUUAACAUUGCUACUGAUGACACUAACUCUCCAUACUACGCUCUGAGGGACCAGGCAGGAAACGCGAUUGGAGUUGCAGCCUGUGAUGUGGAUGGAGAUGGACGUGAGGAGAUAUACUUCCUCAACACAAACAAUGCUUACUCUGGACGUGCAACUUAUUCAGACAAGCUCUUCAAAUUUCGGAAUGGCCGAUUUGAAGAUCUUCUGAGCGACGAGCUCAAUGUACGUCGUGGCGUCGCUAAUGGCAUGGCAGGACGUUCAGUUGCAUGUGUUGACAGAAAGGGAACAGGCCGUUACUCAAUCUAUGUGGCCAACUACGCAAGUGGCAACAUUGGUCCUCACGCUCUCUUAGAAAUGGAUGAAGCUGCCAGUGAUGCGACCAAGGGUAUCAUUGCUCUGUCGGAUGUGGCUUCUGAGGCCGGGGUUAACAAGUUCACAGGUGGCCGUGGUGUGGUGGUUGGGCCGAUCCUCAGCCAGUCGAGGUCGGAUGUCUUCUGCGACAAUGAGAAUGGACCCAACUUCCUAUUCAAGAAUAACGGCGAUGGGACUUUUGUUGAUAUAGCCAGACAGUCAGGUCUGGAGGACCGGUACCAGCAUGGGAGAGGAGUAGCACUGGCUGACUUUAAUGGUGAUGGAAAGACGGACAUUGUUUACGGCAACUGGAACGGCCCACACAGACUUUUCCUGCAGGGCAGCGACUCUAAAUUCCGGGACGUAGCUACUGGAGGAUUUGCUGCUCCCUCACCUGUUCGCACAGUCAUCGCUGCAGACUUUGACAAUGACAAAGAGCUGGAUGUGUUUUUUAACAAUAUUGCUUACAGAGGCAACGCCCCCAACAGGCUGUUCAGGGUUUCAAGGAGAGCUGAUGGUGACCCUUUAAUCCAGGAGCUGAAUGUGGGGGAUGCUGCAGAGCCACAGGGGCGAGGAACAGGUGGCACUGUGACAGACUUGGAUGGGGACGGACAGCUGGACUUGCUGCUGGCACAUGGAGAAAGUGCCCAACAGCCAAUCUCUGUCUUCAAGGUCACACAGGGCUCGUCCAACAACUGGCUGCGGGUCAUCCCUCGCACUCAGUUUGGCUCUUUUGCCCGUGGAGCCAAAGUAACAGCCUUCACCAGAGAGAGUGGAGCUCACAUGCGCAUCAUUGAUGGAGGCUCGGGGUACCUGUGUGAGAUGGAGCCCGUCGCACACUUUGGUUUAGGAAAUGAUGAGGUGACGGUACUGGAGGUCUCCUGGCCCGACGGCAGCUCCAUCACUCGAACCCUUCAACCUGGUGAAAUGAACUCAGUGGUGGAAGUAGUCUAUCCAAAAGAAGGGGAAAUGACUGUGGUUGCCAAUGACACACAGUGUGGUAAAGGUUUUACUGUCAAGAAUGGCCGCUGUGCAGGUCUGUGACGAUUAUCAUAUAAAAAAAUGCAAUACGUAAGUGCAGUAGAGAAUGCAAUAAUGUAACAGAACACUUGGUUUUAGAAUAUUUUUGUCUGUGCUUUAAGUUCUUUACUCCGUGAGUAUUUUAAAUAUUUCUCUGUUUCUAAAUUUUUCUAAUUCUCUUUAACUGUUCAUUAUUUACUUACCGCUGCUGCGAAGUUGUCAUUUUCUGUGUGCCAUUGUACACUGCUUAAAUAAAUUGCUACAAAUCAA